AUGGUUACACCUUCUUCGCCUUCCUGGCAAGACGUCGCUGCCAGAAAGAGUAAGGAGAUUUACGAUGCCAUUCCCUCAGCAUGGCUAGUCGACGAGCAUCUCCUCCAAGGCCAUAACUUCAUGGAUCUACCCAAGAAGUGCCCGUCAAUCAUGUCUGAAGAAGAACUCUCCAUUACCGAACAACGAGCCGUAGAUAUCCUCGCUUGCAUCCAUUCCAGGAAAUGGUCUUCAUAUCAAGUAACUCUUGCUUUCUGCAAACGAGCUGCCCUAGCCCACCAAGCUACCAAUUGUCUAGCUGUUGUGCUGUUUGAGUCUGCAUUGGAAAAAGCAAAGGAGCUAGACGCGUAUAUGGAAAAAUAUAACAAACCCAUUGGACCUCUUCACGGCCUGCCCAUGUCAGUAAAGGAACAUAUCUUCCUAGCCAACACACCCGCAACCUCUGGCUUGAUCUCUUGGGCCGACGCACCCAGUCCAGGCGACGCACUAAUUUGCAAAGUCUUCAGAGAAGCAGGCGCAGUCUUCCACGUCAAAACCACUAAUCCACAAACUCUCAUGGCCUUGGAAACACACUCGAAUCUGUUUGGCCGCACUACAAACCCAUUCAAUGUGAAUCUUACUUCUGGAGGAAGCUCUGGCGGUGAAUCAGCAUUGGUCGCUAUGCGUGGCUCACCUCUAGGUAUUGGCACAGAUAUCGGCGGCAGCAUUCGUGGUCCUAGUGGCUUUUGCGGUGGGUGGGGGUUGAAGGCGAGUGUAGCGCGUAUCCCACACUCUGGACUCAGUGGUCUGCACUCGGGAAUGGAGAAUAUCAUUGGAUGCGUGGGACCCAUGGCAAACUCACUCGCCGACUUACGACUUUUCUGCAAAGUGGCACUGGAUGCACAACCCUGGGACUUUGAACCCAGUCUGAUUGAUUUGCCAUGGCGGGAUGUCAGAGUUGAGAUUUUGCCAAAGAAACUCAGGAUAGGCGUGUUGUGGCAUGAUGGGGAAGUCAUGCCUCAUCCACCAAUUACACGCGCUUUGAAGGAUACAGUCAACAAAUUGCGCAACGCAGGUCACGAAGUCGUAUCCUGGAAUCCUCGGUUACAUACCCCGUUGCUCAAAUGGAUAAACACAGCAUACUUCCUCGAUGGCGCCGAGGAGUACAAAAACACUUUGCUGCAGGAAUCAGACCCUGCAGUCCCGAUUAUCCAAUGGCUACUGGACAGCACAACACCCACCCGCCACACCGUGGAGCAAACCUGGACGCUGAAUGCUUUGCGCGAUAAUCUACGCACUCAAUUUUCGCUUCAAUGGCGAGAAACUGGCAUUGAUGCUUUGUUGUGUCCAGUAAAUGCCUCGGUGGCUUCUGCACACGAUGAAAGCAAGUACUGGGGUUACACUGCUGUGUUCAACGCCACCGAUCUGCCGGGAGUGGUAUUCCCAGUGACCACGGUGCAAGAUAUGGAUGUCUGGGAUAAAGAUACAAAGGCAGCGAUGGGUGAAAGGGAUGAAUUGUAUAGAAAGUUCUGGGAUGAGGGUGGUGUGGAAAAGUAUAGAGAUGCGCCAGUGAAUUUGCAACUGGUGGGGAGAAGAUUGAGGGAGGAGAAUUUAUUGGCUGUUGCUGAAGUCGUGGAAGGUGUUAUCAGAGGUGCAGAUGUGGAAAAGAGCCGUCAGCAGUCACAAUAUGAGAGAAGAGAUGAGAUGAUUCAGAGUCGUCUGUAG
Aureobasidium namibiae CBS 147.97 is the source of this 1701-nucleotide messenger RNA. RefSeq names its product glutamyl-tRNA amidotransferase-like protein subunit A. Lineage: Eukaryota; Fungi; Ascomycota; Dothideomycetes; Dothideales; Saccotheciaceae. The transcript has a single exon. Bases 1 to 1701 code for a protein of 566 amino acids. The record is from RefSeq and is a predicted model, not a curated record.